Messenger RNA from Silurus meridionalis, 2510 nucleotides. RefSeq names its product RNA guanylyltransferase and 5'-phosphatase (gene rngtt). The transcript is spliced from 14 exons. NCBI's taxonomy places the organism in Eukaryota, Metazoa, Chordata, Actinopteri, Siluriformes, Siluridae. Bases 321 to 1871 code for a protein of 516 amino acids. Gene Ontology annotation, molecular function: mRNA guanylyltransferase activity; mRNA 5'-triphosphate monophosphatase activity; protein tyrosine/serine/threonine phosphatase activity. The record is from RefSeq and is a predicted model, not a curated record. Gene Ontology annotation, biological process: 7-methylguanosine mRNA capping; protein dephosphorylation.
CGAUACCUAAAGGAUUCGAAGCACCUGAUGUGUCGAUUCCGUGUCGCGCUUGCGUUGUAGGGUUGGAAUAAUGGGUCCUUGAGUGUGUGAAGAGGGGGUGUUUGUUUAUUUAUUUUGGAGAGCAUUAUUAACAUAUAUAUUACACAAACAUAGAAAGAGCUGAACGGCAUGGACUGGAAGGUGUAAAGUGUAAUUCGGAGCCCGACUCGGAGUUGAGCAGCAGCCCUGUGCUGGAGAGCUGAUCUCCGGACGAGCCUUCGUGUCAGGUCUCGGUGAAAAAGCCGACUUUUAACCAGCAACUUUAUUUGUUUGGAGACACUAUGGCGCAUGGAGGACCACCUCCUCGAUGGCUAAACUGUCCCCGGAGAGGACAACCUGUAGCUGGUAAAUUCCUACCAAUGAAAACCAUGUUGGGUCCCAGAUACGACGACAUGGUCCCAGAGGAGAACAGGUUUCAUCCGAGCAUGCUGUCCAACUACCUUAAAAGUCUCAAGGUCAAGAUGGGUUUGCUGAUCGACCUGACGAACACGACGCGCUUUUAUGACCGGGCGGAUAUCGAAAAAGAAGGGAUCAAAUACAUCAAACUUCAGUGUAAAGGACACGGCGAAUGUCCCAGCGACGAGACGACCAAGGCGUUCAUCAGGAUAUGCGAGCACUUCGUACAGAAGAAUCCCACCGAACUCAUAGGUGUCCACUGCACUCACGGCUUUAACCGGACGGGCUUUUUGAUCUGUACCUACCUGGUGGAGAAAAUGGACUGGAGCGUCGAAGCCGCAGCGGCCGCAUUCGCUCAAUCCCGCUCUCCCGGCAUCUACAAAGAAGACUACCUAAAAGAGCUUUUCCGCCGCUACGGCGACGUGGACGACGCUCCCCCGGCCCCCGAGCUUCCCGAUUGGUGCUUCGAAGACGGCAAUGAUGACGCCGACGACGACGGCAACGUGAUCGGUCAGGACUCCGGACCGAGCUCAUCGGGCUCCAAUCAGGGCAAAAAGAAGAGGGAGAAACUCAAACUGGGUGCCACGUUUCUUGAGGGCGUCUCGGUCAAAGGGGUGACCCAGUUGACCACUCAGCCCAAACUGGGCCAGAUUCAGCGCAAGUGUCAGGAGUUCUGCGAGUGGGAAAGGUCUGGCUUUCCUGGAGCUCAGCCUGUGUCCAUGGACAGGCGCAACAUUCAUCUAUUGGAGCAGAACGGCUACAAGGUCAGCUGGAAGGCAGAUGGAACACGGUACAUGAUGCUGAUCGACGGCAGAAACGAGGUGCACAUGAUCGACAGGGACAACUCGGUCUUCCACGUCGCCAACCUGGAGUUCCCGUACCGCAAGGACAUGAGGACCCACCUGUCGAACACACUGCUGGACGGGGAGAUGAUUGUCGACAAAGUGAACGGACAGCCAAUCCCACGCUUCCUUAUCUACGACAUCAUCAAAAUAAACGGCCAGCCGGUGGGCCAGUGCGACUUCAGCAGACGCCUGCUGUGUAUCGAGAAGGAAAUCAUCUUCCCUCGCUCCGAGAAAAUCAAGAUGGGCCAAAUCGACAAGACCAAGGAGCCUUUCAGCGUCAGGAACAAGCCGUUCUUCGACCUUCACGUGGCACGAAAGCUCCUCGAGGGCAGUUUCACCUCUCAAGUUAGUCACGAAGUGGAUGGACUGAUCUUCCAGCCCAUCGGGAAGUAUAAGCCGGGCCGCUGCGACGAAAUCCUGAAGUGGAAACCUCCCAGUCACAACUCCGUGGACUUCCGACUGAAGAUCUCCAAAGUUGGAGGAGAAGGGGAGAAGAAUCUCCUGCUAUGGAGCUCCAACCCUUUUAAAAAUCUUUGUGAUGUAUUGGAGCGGAAUGAGCACAAAUCUCUUCAAGCUCACCCCGAAAUCUAGUGGAACAUCUUCCCAGAGGAAUGGAGGAUAUUAUAAGAGUAAAUGGGGACUAAAUGUGGAAUGGGAUGUUCAGAAAUACCAAUCUUAUGGUGAGGUGUCCAUUAACAUUUGUCCAUGUAAUAUAAUAUGAGUAAUAUUACAUUAGACUCCAGCUCAAAUAGACAUCCAUUUCAACAAAGCCAGGUUUUAUGGAAAUGCACUUCAAUUUUUUGAGGAAAAAAUCCGCUGUGACUCUGCGACUCAUCACUGCAGAAGAAAGUUCUGUUAGAUGUUAAGCAGGACCCGAGAGCUGAGCUGGCGGGUCGAUUCCCACAAAGCUCUUGUGAUGAAGAGGGCUGCUAGGCACCGAGGUUACGGUUCCAUGUCUGCCCCUGCCAGGCAACAGAGAGAUGUGUAAAGCACUUGUCGCUCUCGCCCACGCCAUCCCUCUCUUCCUCCCACUCUCUCUCAUCCUUUUUUUUUUUUCUUUCCUAAGCACUCCUAUCCUAUACCUUCCUCCCAUUAUAUUCAAGGGGCUCACAGAAAAAAGCAACAAGAAAGACAAUAGACCCGGAGAAAAGAAACUCGGGGUUGGUUUGUAUAGGCAGACUCUACCUGCUGUUCUCGAAAAAUAAAAGCUCACAUUAUUUCCAAGUUGAA